AGCAGGCUGAGGCAGCGGUGGGGCGGGGAAGGAAGCUCAGAAGAUGAUUGCUGCAGAUUUCAUCACAGUCUGCCCUCAUCCUCACAGGUUGCUAUGUUACAAAGGCUGGGAGGGGCCAGCCCCUUGUGACACCAGUAGACAGAGAGUGACUCAGGCAGGGGAGGGGGCUGCUGCCCCAGGCACAUUCAAGUUAGCCCAGCUCUGGCUGUUUCACUGCUUCACUGCAAGAGCAGCAGCACUAAAGAAUGGCCAGCUGGGAUCUCCCCCUGCUGUCAAGAGCUGUCACACCACAAACACGGCUUCAGUUACACUUCAAACUUGCCCAUUUUUUUUUUCAACUCCCUAAUUUUGGGGGGAACGGCAAUACCCCAGGGUGGCCACCUACUCUUCUAUUUAGUCCACUGUCCGUGAGAGUCUUUCCUUUGAUUCCAAUGGGCUUUGAGUCAGGUCACAUGGUAGGGCCCAGACAGGCUGUUCCACACAAAUGUUGAUUCCUCAUCAAGGUUGCAGUUGCAUUCUUCAAUUCUAGGAUUUUCCCCAGACCCCUUUUAAGGAGCUGCUGGGUUUGUGCAUGUGGAGAUACCAACAAACGCUGCGCUAGGCAGCCAGCCAUUUUAUAGCUGUAUGUCUGCUCUGCUGGAUGUCCUCCUCUUCCACCUGCCGGAGGCCGGCGUGUGCUCCCUGGCACUGCCCUCGGACCAGCAGCUGGGCAGGAAGAGCAAAGAGACCCCCGAUGCCGAGCUGCUGAAGAGCGCCCGGGUGCAGGAGCAGGUGCGCAUGAGGAUGCUGCAGAAGAGCGGGUCUGCCCCCAGGACCAACGGAUCUGGGCUUGACUGCCUCGAGGUCAAAGGUAUCAGCUCCUCCCAGGGCCAGUACAACAACACCCUGCAGAAGUCCUUCAGCUCCCGAUCCCAGACCAAUGGCUUGGACCCCAAGGGCACUCUGUACCAGCCACCUGCCAAGAAUGGGUACAACAGCCUCAAGUCCACCAGCUGGUCCUCCCGCUCCACGGUGGACCUCGGUCCUCACAAGAGGAUGGCCACCAUCAGCAAUGGGGGUGUGCCCCCGGGCUCCGCCUACCGCAUGAAUCACACCCUCUCGCAGGCUGCCAGCGCCUCUUCCCGGCCCUGUUCCUUCCACGAGCGGCACUACCAAGCCCGGCCGAACUUCGACACCAUGUCGUUGCAUUCGAUGCGCCUGACGGACGGGGGAGGGCCCUCUACAGGCAUGGACGACCGCUACAGCAUAGUCUCUGAGAAGCUGGACCCGGGGACCCUCUACAGAGGCAGAAACAACGGCAGCUUCACCAGAUCCUACACCUUCGAGAGGCAGAUGAGUGCCGGCUCCAAUGCUGGGACCCAGGGGCCCGGUGACUGGAUGGACAGCGUGGAGGUGCCUCAGAACCGGACCAUCCGUGCGCCCGCCAUGCGCACCCUUCAGCGCUUCCAGAGCAACAACCGCUCCCGCCUCAGCUCCGGCUCCUUCGGCAGCCUCCCAGCUCCACCGCCAGUUGUGGGGAGCUCCUACGGGGGCAUGAUGGAGCGCAGCACCCGGGCCCCCUCUGUGCGCAGCCUGGCCGAGUCCAACCACCACCUGCAGGACCUGCGCACCCUCGACAUGUACAACGGCCACCACACCCUGGUGUCCCAGAACUCCUACUCCGGAGGGUUUGACGACAUUGACCUGCCGUCGGCAGUGAAAUACCUGAUGGCCAACGACCCCAACCUGCAGGUGCUGGGAGCUGCCUACAUCCAGCACAAGUGCUACAGUGACAAUGACGCCAAGAAGCAGGCUCGCAGCCUCCAGGCCGUGCCCAAGCUGGUGAAGCUUUUCAACUGCUCCAAUCAGGAGGUGCAGCGCCAUGCCACUGGCGCCAUGCGCAACUUCAUCUACGACAACGCUGAGAACAAGCUGGCGCUGGUGGAGGAGAACGGCAUCUAUGAGCUGAUGAGGACGCUGCGCGAGCAGGAUGACGAGCUGCGGAAGAACGUCACGGGGAUCCUGUGGAAUCUCUCCUCCAGCGACACCCUAAAGGACCGGCUGGCUCGGGACACGCUGGAGCAUCUCACCGACCUGGUCCUGACCCCGCUCUCCGGCACAGGCAGCGCCGCCAUCAUCCAGCAGAACGCCUCGGAAGCGGAGAUCUUCUACAACUCCACAGGCUUCCUCAGGAAUCUCAGCUCUGCCAGCCAGCAGACCCGGCAGAAGAUGCGUGAGUGCCACGGGCUGGUGGACUCCAUGAUCAAUUACAUCAACAGAGCUCUGGAGGUGGGGAAGUCAGAGGACAAGAGUGUGGAGAACGCCGUGUGUGUGCUGCGGAACCUCUCCUAUCGCCUGUACGACGAGAUGCCCCCUUCCUCGCUGCAGCGGCUGGAGGGGCACCGGAGGGGCGAUAACACUGCUGGGACAGGGGAGCUGGUGGGCUGCUUCAGUCCCCAGGGCAGGAGAACGCGAGAGCACAUGAACACAGACCUGGUGACCUUCACGGAAGUCUCCAAGGACCCCAAGGGGAUGGAGUGGCUCUGGAACCCGCAGAUCGUGGGCAUCUACAACCGGCUGCUGCAGCGCUGCGAGCUGAACAAGCACACCACGGAGGCGGCCUCGGGGGCGCUGCAGAACAUCACGGCCGGAGACCGGCGGUGGGCCGGGGUUCUGAGCAGGGUGGCACUGGAGCAGGAGCGGAUCCUGAACCCCGUGCUGGACCGAGUCCGCACGGCCGACCAUCACCAGCUGCGCUCCCUGACCGGGCUGAUCCGCAACCUGUCCCGCAACACGCGCAACAAGGACGAGAUGGCAACCAAGGUGGUGAACCAUCUGAUUGAGAAGCUCCCCGGGAGCGUGGGCGAGAAGGAGCCCCCGGCCGAUGUCAUCGUGAACAUCGUGGCCGUGCUGAACAACCUGGUGGUGGGGAGCUCCGUUGCCGCCCGCGACAUCGUCUACUUCGACGGCCUCCGGAAGCUCUUCUACAUCAAGAAGAAAAGGGACAGCUCGGACAGCGAGAAGUCCUCCAGGGCGGCGUCCAGCCUGCUGGCCAACAUGUGGCAGUACGCCAAGCUUCACCGGGACUACAAGAUGAAGGGCUACCGGAAGGAGGAUUUCCUAGCUCUGUAAGGACGGGAGUCCCAGGAGCAGCUGAGCCCGGACUGACCAGCCCUGACUCACCCAGUGAAAAGGAUCCUCUCAGCAGCACAGGCUGCAGCGUGUCUCCCCUUGCUGCAGCUCCCAUCCUCCUCCUCCCUCGCGACCCCGCAGCAGCUUGGCUGGCCUGUCUCAUUUCUGCCCCCGUUCCAGCUUCGUCUUCAAGCCAGCCGGGAGCCGCUCCUCCGCGGGGAACAUCGGCCUUUGCUCCAGCCGCACUGCUCUGUGCAGGCCCGGGGGAGAGAUCAAAGGAUUCCCCUCCCUCUGGCAGGCCCUGCGGAUGUCACACGAGUCCUGCCAGCACCUGUGAGGACACCAAGAGGUCGUUGCAAGGUCUUCUUGGACCUCUGGAUUACUCCUACCCCAGUAUGUCUCUAUGUAACUAUUCCCCGUGCACCCCGCUCCUCCAGGAACUUGUAUUUUAUAAAUGAAGGGGGAUCUCAGCUCCUUCCUGGGGGCUAGGCUGCAGAGCGGAAGGGUGCACACAGGGGGACACUGGUGUCAGGAGCCUCCGGCUUCCUGGGGUUCCUGGGGCCGUGGUGAGGGGCUGGGGCUUAUAUCAUGCUCACAAACGUGUUGGGAAGAGGGGUGGCUAUGGGGUGGGCUUGCGGCUCGGGGUUGAAAGGAAUAAGGCGAGACGGUCUGUUAACAAGCCCAGGCCUGGUCGGAGGCGACCGUCCGGAGCCGGGGACAGAAACGUGAAGCUACUCAGAACUUCCCAGGCGUGGUCUUCAGCCUGGCUUCUGUAGAGCGAGUUACCUUGUAAACCAGGGUCCCACUGACAACCAGACCCUCCUCCCAGGGACCCUUCCCCUCUGGUGCCUGUCCAGGGGUGAGCUGGCAGGCCCUGUGCCAAUCGGGGCAGCUCCCUCCCUAAAGCAGCUCCAGGGCCAGUCUGACUCUGGAGUUCCCCACCUGUUUCCGGAUUGCGUUCUAGGUCAGCCCAGCAGCACUUCAGCAGCUCGCUAGCUGGGGGGGUGCGUGGUGUGAUCUGACAGUGACCCGGGCCUGGUUACUCCCCAGUGCACGUGUCUCUCACGGGGCCCCAGCUCUCGUGAGUUGCCACCGUUUGUGUGAGGUGUAUUCAGCCCAGAUGCCAGAGCGGGGCACGUUCUGGGCUGCCGGCCCAGGCACUCCAAGCAGGCUGGGCUUGGUCCCCACGCUCCCUUUGCUGGCUGCAGCGCCCCGAGGCGCUGGUGGGUGGGGUGGGAGCGCUGCCUGUUGGCCGGGUUUCGCUCCCUGCUCCCAACGGCCCGAUACAAAGAGCUGGGAAAGCAGUUACUGCCGGAACAAACCAAACUCUCCAGGGAAACUUCAGUGCCUGAGCACGUGUGAGAUCUUCCCCUUAUGUAAGAGGGAUGGGCCAAGCCAGUGGCUACAGGGAGCCAGUCUGAGCUGCCUGGGAGGAUUAUCAAUCCCAAUGGCCUAGUGCUCGCCUGGCAGACGGGCCACACCUGUGGGAUGGAGGGCGCCGCUCUGUUGGGUAUUAAAGACUCCCGGGCGCUCCUGCCGCACGCAGCAUCCUUCCCGGGUUCCAGACUGGAGCAGGACAUUCUGCCCAGUUUCAGCUUCAUUUCUCUUUCUGAAGGCUGGCUCAGAGCCGCGCCCGUGCUCCCUGCAGAGGGGGCUGCAGUUCACUGGCUGGGGAGGGUGCAGGGGCUUGGCUUAGCUGCACCUGCAGCCAGCAGCACUUAAGAGGCAAAAGCGGAUGAAGCUCCUGGCUUGGCCUGUGCUGUUUGGGUGGAGGACGGUAGCUUUAAGCAGCCUUCCUGCUCCCUCGGCUGCCUUGUGUGAUAGGAAGGAGGCUGGGUGGGGGCUGCUGACGGGGAGCUGCUCUCUGCUUUGGCAAAGCACAGCACA
Messenger RNA from Pelodiscus sinensis (Chinese soft-shelled turtle), 4998 nucleotides. NCBI's taxonomy places the organism in Eukaryota, Metazoa, Chordata, Testudines, Trionychidae. The record is from RefSeq and is a predicted model, not a curated record.